AUGGCAAACUUCCCGGGGAUGGCCUCAGUGCCUCUCCCCGCAGUUCAGAGCAGUAUCCCAUCAAAUGACUGGGAAACUGUUCUGGAUGCAUGGAUUACCCUCCUGGAGAUCAGAUUGAAUACACCAGACAACAAAUUUUCAGAUGCAGCCAGCGAUGACAUUUCCGGAGUAUCCUUCCUGAAUAGUUUCUAUCAGCAGGCUGCAGCAGGGUCCCCCGGUCUACAACAUGGUCCCAAAGGUCGAACCUUGAGAAAAUUAUGUUUUCUGGCUACAAGGCGAUACAUCCUUGGCCUUGAAAGUCCACCAGAGCUUCUCAUCAGCUGGCAAUUUCUCGGAAAUCUAUGUUGCUGCUAUCCGUCAAGCAGUGUAUUGAAGACAACUCUAUCAAUUACAUGGGAUCGGCAUGGAGAUAAGAUAUCAUCCAGCAUGGAGCAAGCAAAGGCCCUGAUCAUCAAGAAUCUUUCAUCAGGUGUAUCCCCUCAUGGAGCUAUUACUUUUGCGGAGCUUCGAUGCUUGACUAUCCUGGCUUCAGUCUUGCCACCAUGUGGCCAGAUCCUUAUGGCGGGAUCUGAUUAUCUCGACAUAAUGACAGAGACAUACCAGAAACAAUCAUCACGGGGUGAUACCCACAAGAUACUCACGGCCAACAUCUAUGUCGGCAUGGUAUCUUUACUCAAAGAGCCAUCGCCCAACUUAUCCCUACUCCUGGACCAACUCUUCAGCCUCAAAGCCAGCGCCGGCGUGGGAACCCCGAAAAUGAAGAAGGAAGCAACCCUUCUCUCAGAUCUCGUUUGCAGUUCAGAUUUACUCCAACGACUAGAGAACUUCCUCCUGGUCCAUCCCCAAAAACGGGGCCAAGACCUACUCACCAGCCUGCGCGCCUAUCAAACAGAGACCAAGUUUCUCCACAACCGAUAUCAAAGACGCAGAAAGACCGAAAAGGGCAAACAACCUUCUUCAGGCCCCCAAAUACCAGAAGAGAUCCACGCACACAAGAUGUCCCUAGUCUCACAAGUGCAAGAUCUAUUCCCAGACCUCGGCUCCGCCUUCGUCGUCCGACUCUUAGACGUCUACAACGACAACCCAGAGACAGUCGUCGCCCACCUCCUCGACGACUCACUCCCCACCGAACUCCAACUCCUCGACAAAACCGAACAACUUCCCCAACCACACUCCACAAACGAACAUCAAAACCAACACGACAACCUCGCACCACACCCAACCCCACCCCUGAGACCCCAUCCCAACCCGCAAAAACAUCUUCGACUCAGAUAUCGACAUAGCCUCCCUAGACAUCUCCGACAAAUCCAAGGGCAAAAUCCACUUCGGCCGCGCAGACCAAGACCAAACAGCCGACACCCCUUCGACUCAGACGAUGACGAGCGAGACGACACCUACGAUGUCGGAGACGUAGGCGGGACCAUCGACGCAGCGGCAACAAGUACCUCCGACGCCGACGCCGUAACAAAGCGCCUGGCAGAUGACCAGCUCGACAUGAUUCUCUACCGCGCCUACAAGGCCAACCCGGCUCUCUUCGGCCGUGACGCUGCAACCCGUCGUUCACAGCCUCGCGCCUCGCUGAAGCGCGAGACGAAUAUGACUGAUGAAGCCGUUGAGGGGUGGGCGGUGAUGUUGGCGCGGGAUCCGAAGCGGAUGGCUAGGUUUGCGGAUCGGGUCGCUGUUGAAGCGGGUGGUUCUGAUGGCGGGGCUUUGAAUCAACCUGAGCUUCAGUCGACCUCGUAUCGGAGACCGCAGGCUGGUAGUGAUGAUGAUUCUACGGAGGCGGAGGGGUCGGCGGGUCGAGGGAGAGGUGGAGGUCGGGGUGGUCGGGGAUUUGGCCGGGGGCGUGGUAGGGGUAGAGGUGGAAGUGGAGGAGCAGCGGCCGGAGGAGCAGGAGAUUCGAGUUCACCUGCGGCGCAUCAGAGGAAAGAGCAGAACAAGGCCAGUCGGGCGAAUCAUAAUCGGCGACAGCAGAGGGCGAAGAAGAUUGCCCGUGGGGGUGGUUUGCCUGGUUGA
Messenger RNA from Penicillium manginii, 2016 nucleotides. Its product is annotated as ASCC2 family CUE domain-containing protein. NCBI's taxonomy places the organism in Eukaryota, Fungi, Ascomycota, Eurotiomycetes, Eurotiales, Aspergillaceae. The transcript is spliced from 2 exons. The record is from RefSeq and is a predicted model, not a curated record. Gene Ontology annotation, molecular function: ubiquitin binding. Bases 1 to 2016 code for a protein of 671 amino acids.